AUUAUUUGAAGUGAGAGAAACAGGGUGAUGGAAAUCUGGUUCAUCAUAGUCGUUACACUUUGCGUCGCAGCUCUCAUCAGAUCCAUCUCCGAUGUCUUCAUCUCUUCUAAUCCAGUUUCUUCCAAGAAAAAAACAAAGAAACUACCUCCAGGACCCCCUUCCAUUCCAAUAAUCGGUACCUUCCUCUUACUUCGAAAGUCCUUUCAACUCGAACCCAUUAUCAAAAACCUCAAGCUCAAAUAUGGACCAUUACUCGCUCUCCGAUUUGGUUCCAGUCUGUCGAUCUUCAUCGCCGACCGCUCUCUCGCCCAUCAAGCCCUGAUCGAGAAAGGUGCCAUCUUCUCCGACCGACCUGACAUAUUCCCAAUCCCUCGAUUAUUUAGCAGUAAUCAGAAAAAUAUUAACUCUUCAUCCUAUGGUCCCACAUGGAGGCUCCUCCGCCGGAAUUUAACUUCCGAGAUUCUCAAUCCCUCAAGAGUCAAAUCUUAUACGCAUGCUCGAAAAUGGGUUCUCACCAACCUCCUCAUCCACCUUAAUCGCCACUCUUCCGACGACUUGGUGGUGCCGGUAAUUAAAGAUUUGCAAUACGCUAUGUUUUGCUUAUUAGUAUUGAUGUGCUUUGGAGAUAAGUUGGAGGAAGAAAAAAUCAAGGAAAUUGAAGAAGUCGAAAGGGAAUUAAUAAUGAAUUUCACCAAAUUUAACGUCAUUAAUUUCUUUCCUAAAUUGGGUUCAAUUAUUUUCCAUAAACGGUGGCAGCAGUUAACCCAAAUUCGACAGAGACAAGAAGAUGUGAUCAUCCCAUUAAUCAAAGCUCGGAGAGAAUUCAUCCAAUCAAAGAAACAAAAACAGAGCACUAAAUCUGAAGCUGAAGCUGAAGCUGAAACAGUGGCGUACAUUGACACCUUAAUAGAUCUUGAAUUACUGGAGGACGAGAAGAGGAGAUUGAACGAUUCAGAGAUUGUAGCAUUAUGCAACGAAUUUCUCAACGCUGGAACCGACACAGCAUCGACAGCUUUACAAUGGAUUAUGGCCAAUCUCGUCAAAUACCCAACAAUCCAAACCAAGCUAUACGAUGAAAUCUCCGGCAUAAUGGGUCCGCCGGAAUUCAACUCUUUUGAGAGAGAAAUAAACGAGAAAGAUCUACAGGGGAUGAGUUAUCUGAAGGCGGUGGUUUUGGAAGGGCUUAGACUUCACCCUCCUGGUCAUUUCGUUCUCCCACACAAGGUAACAGAGGAUGUUGAGCUUAACGGGUAUUUGGUGCCGAAGGAGGCGAGGGUGAAUUUUAUGGUGGCGGAGAUUGGGAGAGAUCCUGCGGUUUGGGAGCAGCCGAUGGAGUUUAAGCCGGAGAGAUUCAUCAUUGACAACGGUGGAAAGGGGUACGAAUUGGUGGAUACUGAUAUAACAGGGAGUAAAGAGAUAAAGAUGAUGCCUUUUGGAGUUGGAAGAAGGAUGUGUCCAGGAAUGGGUUUGGCUCUUCUUCAUAUGGAAUACUUCUUGGCGAAUCUGGUAUGGAAUUUUGAGUGGAUUGCCAUUGAAGGGGAUGAAGUGGAUAUGUCGGAGAAGCAAGAAUUUACAGUUAUUAUGGAGAAGCCUUUGCAGACUAAGCUGAAACCUAGAUCAGCUCCUAAGUGAAUGAAUGAAUUGGCUUAUCUUUUAAUCUUAUCAUAUUUUCUGCUUUUGAACUUGGAAGUAACGGUAAUCAUGGUCUGGCUUUUUCAUAAUUAUGUGUUUAGUAAUGGUUUGAACUUGGAAGUAACGGUAAUCAUGUCUGGCUUUUUCAUAAUUAUGUGUUUA
Molecule: messenger RNA, 1794 nt
Organism: Impatiens glandulifera
Lineage: Eukaryota; Viridiplantae; Streptophyta; Magnoliopsida; Ericales; Balsaminaceae
Product: cytochrome P450 89A2-like
Exons: 1
Coding region: 28-1632 (534 amino acids)
Cellular component (GO): membrane
Molecular function (GO): iron ion binding; oxidoreductase activity, acting on paired donors, with incorporation or reduction of molecular oxygen, NAD(P)H as one donor, and incorporation of one atom of oxygen; heme binding
Source: RefSeq, a predicted model, not a curated record